Trichomonas vaginalis G3 is the source of this 291-nucleotide messenger RNA. RefSeq names its product ankyrin repeats (many copies)-containing protein. Lineage: Eukaryota; Parabasalia; Trichomonadida; Trichomonadidae. Bases 1 to 291 code for a protein of 96 amino acids. The transcript has a single exon. The record is from RefSeq and is a predicted model, not a curated record.
AUGAGUGAAGGACCUAUUCAAGAUUUUGAAUUCAUUGCCACUCAUAUCAAAGAUUACAUUGAUGAUUAUAAGUUCUUCAAUGUAUUUGAAAUCGAUGAUAUACGUCAAAUCAUGAAAUACGCAAAUUUAAAGUCGGAAGAUUUCAUUUCUCUGCUUGAACAAUCCAGAUCUGCAAUCAAAGCAAAUGAUCUAUAUACAUGCAUUCGAAAUGCCAAAGUUUCAAUUCUUAACUACAAUGAGGCAAUUUCAACACUUAAAUCUAUUCAAAAAUACAUGAAACUAAAUGUAUAG